Erigeron canadensis is the source of this 1062-nucleotide messenger RNA. RefSeq lists its product as uncharacterized. Bases 1 to 1062 code for a protein of 353 amino acids. The transcript has 3 exons. The record is from RefSeq and is a predicted model, not a curated record. NCBI's taxonomy places the organism in Eukaryota, Viridiplantae, Streptophyta, Magnoliopsida, Asterales, Asteraceae.
AUGGCGUUAAUUCUUGUUGGGCCCACUUGGCGUUCAAAGGGGAGCCUUGCUCCUGAAAGCCUAAGCAAUGCAAAAAGGAUUACCAAACGUCCAAAAGACAGCUUUACACAGAAAAUGGAAGGUCAAGACAUAUGGGAAGUGAUGCAAGGUAGCGAUGUUGUUGCUCCUAGAGACAAUGCCGAUGGUGCUCUGCGUAAGUGGAAAGUUAAGGAUGGGAAGGUUAUGUUCAUACUCAAGACAACCGUUGAAGAGGAUUUGUUGGAGCAUAUAAAGGAUGCAGAAAGUCCAAAAGCUGCGUGGGAUAAACUGGCCGAAUUGUUGAAUAAAAAGAAUGAUGCUCGUCUUCAAUUGUUAGAAAACGAGCUAUUGGGCAUAAGACAAAAUGAGUUGACGAUUGCUCAAUAUUUUCACAAGGUGAAAACCUUGUGUAGGGAGAUCGGGGAACUAGAUGAAGAAGCGGCCAUUGGAGAUGCUCAUAAGAAACGGAUUAUUAUCCAUGGAUUGAGGCCGGAAUUUAGAUCCUUUGUUUCAGCAAUCCAUGGAUGGCCAACACAACUGUCUUUGGGAGAGUUUGAGAAUCUGUUAGCCAGCCAAGAGGCCUUAGCCAAGCAAAUGGGAACAUUGAGUGUUGGUUCGUCUUCAGCCUCAAAUUCCUCCAAGAAUGAAGCGGAGGCUUUGUAUGCAGAUAGAAAGAAAGGCAAGGGGCAACAAGGAAACAACUACAAAAAUUUUUCUUGUGACCAUGAGAAGAAUAAGUCUUCAAAGGAGGAAGGGAACGCAGUAGCAAUUAAUGAUGAGGAAAGUUGGGAUGCCAAGGCAUAUGUUGCCCAGGUUGUUGAAGAUGUGGCAUUUGCCGCCACUACUGAAUGUCAAAAGAACAAACUUGAUGAUUGGAUUAUGGACUCGGGGUGCUCUAAUCACAUGACUAGUGAUAAGAAUCGUCUAAGCAAACCAAUCAAAUAUGGAGGGAGCCGUGUGGUGGUUCUAGUAGAUAACGCAAAGUAUUCCAUACAAAUAUGGGCGAUGUGGCACUUCCAGGAGAUAAUGGAAAACAUGUGCUGA